Molecule: messenger RNA, 684 nt
Organism: Armigeres subalbatus
Lineage: Eukaryota; Metazoa; Arthropoda; Insecta; Diptera; Culicidae
Exons: 2
Coding region: 36-539 (167 amino acids)
Source: RefSeq, a predicted model, not a curated record
AGGAUAAUAGAAAACGGGAGAGAAAGGUGAGAAGGAUGGGGAGAGAGGAAAGGAAGAGAAGCGGAGAAGUCAAGUGGAGAGAUCAGAAAGCCUGCGGUGCAAAAAGUGUAAAGAGGCGAAAAAAAGGCGUUUCGACGGUGGUCUUCAAGCACAUGUCGGUAGUGAAUAAUUGUGACCCAAUGCCCGUGAGUUUCUUCCAAAUGGGCACCAUCGGAUCUUUGAAGCAAAACAUUUGGAUUUCGGCGAGUCCCGUGCUGGUGGACGAUGUGCCCGACGUCAUUGCCACGCCACACGCCACGGAUAGCGGUGACCAAAGCCAUGGAGGUGCGGGUAUAGCAAGGCCCGUGGGCUUGCCCCGCUUGCUAUACCCUAUAUCCGAUGCGUUACCGCCCCGUGAGCGAGCACGGGAACGUCGAGACAGUUUUCAUGCACCGAGAUGGCCAAUCCACAACACCAAGAUUUCCACCGCCAGCUUCUUACAUCAAGAAUUUACAACAUGCGACAGUAUCCACCCCGUUGUCACCGGCACCGGGUAUUAGACCUACUGUUCAACGGAGGGCCUAGCAGAUUGUCUCGUCAACUAAUUCCAAACCGACUAUAGUACGACGCAUGAUUUGAUAUUGGCAUAUUUCAUAUUCGUAUAUGGCAUUUCAUAAUUAAUAAAAUAAAUUCAUAAUUCAAUAA